Cannabis sativa is the source of this 840-nucleotide messenger RNA. Its product is annotated as monothiol glutaredoxin-S10. The record is from RefSeq and is a predicted model, not a curated record. The transcript is spliced from 5 exons. Gene Ontology annotation, cellular component: cytoplasm. Gene Ontology annotation, molecular function: glutathione disulfide oxidoreductase activity. NCBI's taxonomy places the organism in Eukaryota, Viridiplantae, Streptophyta, Magnoliopsida, Rosales, Cannabaceae. The coding region runs from base 119 to 664 and encodes 181 amino acids. Gene Ontology annotation, biological process: cellular response to oxidative stress.
CCAUUUCCAUGUCUGAAAAUUUUACAUGAAAAGGUAGUUGAUUGAUUGGUCACAAAAGAAAGAAACAAUUCCAAGAAAGCUGUAGAAGAAGAUACACUCGAAUCUUCCAACUUCAACAAUGGCGGUCUCAUCUAAUCUCACCCAUUUCAUUUCCCUCUCUCUUAACUCUCCUCGCACUAUCACUUCUUCUAAAAUCAACUCCUUUGUUUGCCCAAUUGCUUUCACCCGUUUCUAUUCCGGAACAAGCUCAAGGUCAACCUUUUUGACCAUCCAUGGCACGAGGAGAUGCAGCAGACCCAUCUCUGUUCAAGCUAUGUCUUCUUCUUCUUCCUUUGGCUCUCGGCUUGAAGAGACUGUGAGGAAGACUCUGGAGGAAAACCCAGUUGUUAUUUACUCGAAAACUUGGUGUUCGUACUCGAUUGAGGUGAAAACGCUGUUCAAGAAACUUGGUGUAGAGCCACUGGUCAUAGAAUUGGACGAGUUGGGUGCCCAUGGACCACAGUUACAGAAACUUUUGGAGAGGCUUACAGGACAGCAUACUGUACCUAAUGUUUUCGUUGGGGGCAAACACAUUGGUGGCUGUUCAGAGACUGUGAAGCUUCACAGGAAGGGAGAACUUGAACCUUUGCUAGUAGAAAUCAAAAAUAAAAAGGCACAAAGCUAGCUUGCUGACCAAAUUUUUGUUUAGAGAUUUCAAUGGCCUUGCAAUAUGACUCCAAACUUGCACAUUUGUAGCUUUAUGUUUCAUAUAAGAACACAGUUAGAACCUUAUUGGCUUGAUUUGUUCAUAAUAAAAUGAUAAAUCCCAUUUGAUAUAAUGAGAAAAUGUGUAUUUGUUUA